AUGGCCUCGGGCGCGCAGCUCCCCCCGGGGCCAUCGGCCUCGGCCACAGCCAUCAGCAGUCCCGGGGACCGUGACCAGAGGCGUCUGGACCAAGAGGCCCUUUGCUUUCUUCUCCCGCUGCCUUUAAGGAAGGCCUCUCCUUCCGCGCAGCCCCGGAGCAGGUUGCGGGGCGCCCGCCAGCCGCGAGCCGCAUCCUUCCCAGCGCCGUCGGCGAGAGGACCCCUGGUGCCCCGGCGCGGGGCGGCGCGGGCUCCGCGGGCCUCAGCCCGGGUCCCCACCGUGGCCGGGGCUCAAACUCCGCAGCCCUCGUCGCCCCGGCCCGUGCCAUGCGACUGGAGAGGCCUCCUGGACGAGGGCCGGCUGCACGGCCACCUGCAGCUGGCCCUGGGUCGCGAGGCGCGACUGUGGCGGGGUGUCCCGUCCCAGGCUGAGCUCCGCAGAUCCUUCCAGAACAUCGUAUUGGGGCUCCUGAAGCUUGACAACAUCUUUCACUUCGCCCAGAGCACCAUUAACCUGGCUCUCACCAUCUUCAGCCGCCUUCUGGCUUCGGUAAAGGUAAAAGACCGCUUACUCCAAUGCGUCACAAUUACUUCCUUAAGACUUGCUGUGAAAGUUAAUGAAGAGGAUGAGUCAAUUCCACGUGUAAAAGACUUCAUAAAGCACUAUGGCUCUGACUAUAGCCCAAAUGAGCUGCUGAGGAUGGAGCUGGCUAUUCUGGACAGACUGCACUGGGACCUCCACAUGGGAACGUCGCUGGACUUCUUGACUAUUGAAAAGUAUGGGGGUUUCUGUUCUAACAUUAAAAACCAUGGUCUCCAGUUCCAUGCCCUGGUAGUCCUGAACUCGCCCCGUGUGGUAGAGCUGCUGCCUCAGAGAAAUCCUUCCCUCCACGUCGCGUCCCUGACCAGGCAACUGCAGCACUGUAUGGCGGGCCACCAGCUACUGCAGUUCAAGGGCUCCACACUGGCUUUGGUCAUCAUCACCUUAGAGUUGGAGAGGCUCAUGGCCGACUGCUGUACUCCUAUAUCUGAUCUGCUAAAGAAAGCACAGAUGAGUCCCGAGCAGUUAGGCUACUGCAAGGAACUUGUGAAACAGCACCUGAGAAGUUUGUAG
Molecule: messenger RNA, 1113 nt
Organism: Castor canadensis (American beaver)
Lineage: Eukaryota; Metazoa; Chordata; Mammalia; Rodentia; Castoridae
Source: RefSeq, a predicted model, not a curated record